AUGUUCAUCUCUGUACUUGAUCACAGUGAAUGCCAGGUUUCUCAGGCUGCAGCAGACUUGAAGCAGUUCUGCCUGCAGAAUGCACAACAUGAUCCCCUACUGACAGGAGUAUCAUCAAGUACAAAUCCAUUCAGACCCCAGAAAGUUUGUUCAUUUUUGUAA
Molecule: messenger RNA, 162 nt
Organism: Charadrius vociferus (killdeer)
Lineage: Eukaryota; Metazoa; Chordata; Aves; Charadriiformes; Charadriidae
Gene: GNG5
Product: guanine nucleotide binding protein (G protein), gamma 5
Exons: 2
Coding region: 1-162 (53 amino acids)
Biological process (GO): G protein-coupled receptor signaling pathway
Cellular component (GO): heterotrimeric G-protein complex
Molecular function (GO): G-protein beta-subunit binding
Source: RefSeq, a predicted model, not a curated record